This is a messenger RNA of Laccaria bicolor S238N-H82, 162 nucleotides long. RefSeq lists its product as uncharacterized. The transcript has a single exon. The record is from RefSeq and is a predicted model, not a curated record. Bases 1 to 162 code for a protein of 53 amino acids. NCBI's taxonomy places the organism in Eukaryota, Fungi, Basidiomycota, Agaricomycetes, Agaricales, Hydnangiaceae.
AUGAAUUGGUGUCAUGGUUUACAUAGCCACGGCCUAAAACAGAUGUUUACGCACAGACAAAGGCGCAAAGUGAAAUUUCAGAUGUGGUCUACGAUUAUGCAGUUAGCUGUCAUGCAGAAUAAAAAAAUAAUAAUCACUGUAGUGCCCCUGCAGGUGCUUUGA